Phacochoerus africanus (Common warthog) is the source of this 6172-nucleotide messenger RNA. RefSeq names its product TBC1 domain family member 8B (gene TBC1D8B). The record is from RefSeq and is a predicted model, not a curated record. The coding region runs from base 171 to 3533 and encodes 1120 amino acids. Lineage: Eukaryota; Metazoa; Chordata; Mammalia; Artiodactyla; Suidae. Gene Ontology annotation, molecular function: calcium ion binding. The transcript has 21 exons.
ACGUGGGAGAGAAGGGAGGGUUGGGGGAAGUGUGGAAAACCAGAAUCUGAGCGGCUGCCGCCUGAGGCGGAUUUGGUGGGAGGAGAAGUAGAGGGAAGGAAACGGGUGGAGGGGGUGAGGUGAGGAGGGCAUCUGGGUCGCUGCCCCCGGGCGGCACAAAGUUCUUCGCUAUGUGGCUGAAGCCCGAGGAAGUGCUCCUGAAAAAUGCGCUGAAGCUGUGGCUGAUGGAAAGGUCCAACGACUACUUCGUGCUGCAGCGGCGUCGGGGCUACGGAGAGGAAGGCGGAGGGGGACUCACAGGACUUCUGGUUGGGACUCUUGAUUCAGUCUUAGACUCUACUGCUAAAGUAGCUCCAUUUCGCAUCCUACACCAAACACCAGAUUCUCAAGUUUACCUGUCAAUUGCAUGUGGAGCCAACAGAGAAGAAAUAACCAAACAUUGGGAAUGGUUAGAACAAAAUAUCAUGAAGACUCUAUCUGUGUUUGAUUCAAAUGAAGAUAUUACUAAUUUUGUACAAGGAAAGAUAAGAGGAUUAAUUGCUGAAGAGGGAAAGCAUUCCUUUGCAAAAGAAGAUGAUCCUGAGAAAUUUCGAGAAGCCCUUUUGAAAUUUGAAAAAUGUUUUGGUUUACCAGAGCAGGAAAAGUUAGUGACCUAUUACUCAUGCAGUUAUUGGAAAGGACGGGUUCCUUGUCAGGGUUGGCUGUAUCUUAGCACCAACUUCCUGAGCUUCUAUUCUUUUUUGUUGGGAUCAGAAAUAAAACUCAUUAUCUCCUGGGAUGCAGUCUCAAAACUUGAAAAGACUUCAAAUGUCAUACUGACAGAGAGUAUUCAUGUGUGUUCGCAAGGAGAGAAUCACUACUUUUCAAUGUUUUUGCAUAUUAACCAAACAUACCUUCUUAUGGAACAGCUGGCAAACUAUGCCAUAAAAAGAAUUUUUGAUAAGGAAACAUUUGAUAAUGAUCCAAUCCUUGAUGAUCCUCUACAAAUCACUAAAAGAGGUCUGGAAAAUCGAGCCCACAGCGAGCAGUUUAAUGCCUUUUUUAGGCUGCCCAAAGAAGAGACUUUGAAAGAAGUACAUGAAUGUUUCUUAUGGGUACCAUUCAGCCACUUCAACACUCAUGGAAAAAUGUGCAUCUCAGAAAAUUAUAUCUGCUUUGCUAGCCAGGAUGGCAAUCUAUGUAGUGUAAUUAUUCCAUUACGAGAGGUCUUAGCUAUAGAUAAGACAAAUGAUUCCAGCAAAUCUGUCAUCAUUAGCAUCAAAGGAAAAACAGCUUUUCGCUUCAGUGAAGUUAAAGAAUUUGAGGAAUUGGUGGCAAAACUCCGGCUCAAGUGCGGGGCAUCUUCAACUCAAUGUCAUGAUAUUAGUACAGAGGUUCCUGUUAGUUCUGAUUCUGUAGACCCAUCUGAUAAUAUUGAGGUGCAGUCUUUGACGUGUCAGAGAGAAUGCAGUAAAGCUGUAAACACUGAAGCCCUAAUGACAGUAUUUCACCCUCAGAACCUGGAGACUCUUAAUUCCAAAAUGUUGAAAGAAAAGAUGAAGGAACAGUCAUGGAACAUACUGUUUGCAGAAUGUGGGCGUGGUGUUAGCAUGUUUCGAACCAAAAAGACUCGUGAUCUGGUUGUAAGAGGAAUUCCAGAGACCUUAAGAGGAGAGCUCUGGAUGCUUUUUUCAGGUGCUGUUAAUGACAUGGCUGCUAAUCCUGGCUAUUAUGCUGAGGUGGUUGAGCAGUCGUUAGGGACCUGCAACCUAGCUACUGAAGAAAUUGAACGUGAUUUGCGUCGCUCACUGCCUGAGCAUCCAGCCUUUCAAAGUGACACUGGCAUAUCUGCUCUGAGACGGGUACUCACUGCUUAUGCAUUCAGGAAUCCCAAAAUUGGAUACUGCCAGGCGAUGAACAUUUUGACUUCAGUGUUGCUUCUGUAUGCAAAAGAGGAAGAAGCUUUUUGGCUUCUGGUUGCUGUAUGUGAACGAAUGUUACCUGAUUAUUUUAAUCGUCGAAUCAUUGGUGCCUUGGUGGAUCAGGCGGUCUUUGAAGAGCUUAUCAGAGAUCACCUUCCCCAGCUGACUGAACACAUGACUGAUAUGACAUUCUUUUCCUCAGUUUCUCUCUCAUGGUUCCUCACACUUUUCAUUAGUGUGCUACCUAUUGAGAGUGCAGUGAACGUAGUAGACUGUUUCUUCUAUGAUGGAAUAAAGGCCAUUUUACAACUGGGAUUGGCAAUACUUGACUAUAAUUUAGACAAACUGCUGGCCUGUAAAGAUGAUGCUGAAGCUGUCACAGCUUUAAACAGGUUCUUUGACAAUGUCACUAAUAAGGAUAGCCCAUUGCCUUCAAGUGUGCAGCAGGGUUCAAAUGUAAGUGAUGAUAAAAGCAGCCAUAGUCGAGUGGAUAUUACAGAUUUGAUUAGAGAGUCAAAUGAGAAAUAUGGCAGUAUUCGCUAUGAGGAUAUACAUAGCAUGCGCUGUCGAAAUAGGUUAUAUGUGAUACAGACCCUAGAGGAAACGACAAAGCAGAAUGUGUUGCGUGUUGUAUCACAAGAUGUGAAGUUGAGCCUUCAUGAAUUGGAUGAACUUUAUGUCAUCUUUAAGAAAGAGUUGUUUUUUUCUUAUUAUUGGUGUUUGAGUUCUCCAGUGUUGAAGCACCAUGAUCCCAGUCUGCCAUAUUUGGAACAGUAUCAGAUUGACUGCCAGCAGUUCAGAGUGUUGUAUCACUUGUUGAGUCCCUGGGCUCAUUCUGCAAACAGAGACUCACUAGCUUUAUGGACAUUUAGAUUUUUGGAUGAAAACUCCGACUGCCUUAUAAACUUCAAAGAAUUCUCUUCUGUAAUUGACAUAAUGUACAAUGGAAGUUUCACCGAGAAGCUUAAGCUGCUUUUUAAGCUGCAUAUUCCUCCAGCUUAUACUGAGGUGAAUGCUAAGGACCCUUCAAGGGGAGAUGAACUUUCCAAGGAAGAAUUACUUUAUUUCAGUCAGCUCCAUGUUUCCAAGCCUCCAGAGGAGAAGGAAGCAGAGUCAGUGAAACACAGCCCUGAAAAAGGAAAAGGAAAAGUUGAUAUUCAAGCGUAUCUAAGUCAAUGGCAAGAUGAGCUUUUAAAAAAAGAAGAAAACAUUAAGGAUUUACCAAAAAUGAAUCAGUCACAAUUUAUUCAGUUUUCAAAGACGCUAUAUAACUUAUUUCAUGGGGACCCUGAAGAAGAGUCAUUAUAUCAAGCCAUUGCCGUUGUAACCAGCCUUUUGCUCAGGAUGGAAGAAGUUGGAAGGAAACUCCAUAGCCCUACGUCAUCAGCCAAAGGACUGUCUGGUGCAGUGUGUGCUUCUGGAGGACCUAUUGAGGGGCAAACCAAGAGCCACUUGGAGAAAGAUCCUUCCUCCCCUCGGGAAGAGCCUCAGUGGUCAUUUGCCUUUGAACAGAUUCUCGCAUCUUUGUUGAAUGAGCCAGCAUUGGUGAAGUUUUUUGAGAAACCUAUAGAUGUAAAAGCCAAAUUAGAAAAUGCAAAAACCUCUCAGUUAAGUUCUAGAACCAAGAAGUAAGUCUCUUAACAGGAAUUGCCUACUAUAGACAAGUUUACCAAGAUCCUUGUAGUUGUCAGCUUGAUUCCUGGGAGUAGGAAUCGGGGAUUUAUCUUGUUACUAAUAUAUUUGAAGGUUAAAAAGAAGACAUUUGGAAGCACAAUGACUUAUUCCUUUGUGGUCAUAUCUUGAUAUUUUGAUAUUCUCUGAUUCAAAUAAACUUUUUGUAUUUCCUAAGACACGCACUAUCAGGGGGAGUAUGCUAAAUGUUACCACCAGAGGGCACCACCAUAUCACUUUUAGUAAGGAAAUUCCUAGUUUGUUUUGCUAUUUACGUGUGAAUUACUGAGGAUUUUUGAAAAUGUGGUGUUACGUUUGAGUAUUAGUGAUGCCGACAUGUCAUAGUGAUAAAUCCUACUUUCCAAAUUGCCUAAGUCCUAUUAGAAUGCUUUAGAAAACCAGGCUCUUAGAUCUGUAGCCUUAAUUAUCCACACGAUUACCCAAUGGGAAAUUCAUUUUCAAGUUACCUAACUGAAAUAAUAUUAAGUUUUCAGAGUACAUCUCACUCGGUCUUCUAAUAAUAUUUUUUUUUAGUAAUUUCUACAUUCUCCCCACCUGAGCAGUUCAGAAGCUGCUGACACACUUCUAGCUCUGUUACUGAUAAAAAUAACUCAAAACUCUGGGCUGAUAUAAAGAAAAACAAUAUUGGAUUUGGAUUUGAGCUGGUUCAAGCCAGCCAAUUCAGAAGGCUUAACAAACAGUACAGUUUCCUGUGCGAAGGUCUCUCAUUAGGCUGCGAUAUUACUUGAAGUUCUGAGUGCUGCCCUUCGUGGCAUUUGUCUCAGAGUAGCUUGUGACUGCUUUGGUUCUAGUUUUAGAUUUUGGAUUUUCACCGGUUGUAUUUUAAGUUACAUCAGAUAGACUGAAUUAUUGUAUUAGUCUGGCAAGUUCACAAAGCGUACAGGCAUACCUCAUUUUAGUGAGCUUCGCUUUAUUGCGCGCUUCACAGAUACUAUAGUUUUAUUGCAGAUUGAAGGUUUGUGGCAACCCUGCGUUGAGCAAGUCUAGCGGCGCCAAUUUUUCCAACAGCAGUUGCUCACUUUGCCUCCGUGUGUCCAAUGUUUCUUGCAACAUCUGAAACUUGUUCAUUAUUAUUAUGUCUGUCCUGGUGAUCUGUGAUCAGUGAUCUUUGGCAUUGCUAUUAUGACUCACCCAAGGCUCAGAUGAUGGUUAGCAUUUUUUAGCAAUAAAAUAGUUUAAGGUAUGUACGUUGUUUUUUAGACAUAAUGCUAUUGCACAUUUAAUAGACUAUACUGUAGUGUAAACAUAACUUUUAUAUGUCCUGGGAAACCAAGAAAUUCAUGUGACCUACUUUAUUGCAAUAUUCACUUUUACUGCAGUAACCUGGAACCGAACCUGCAAUAUCUGAGGUAUGCCCGUACUUGUGCAUGAUGAUUGUUAAGAUAAUGUAUAGAAUUCCUGGCAUCCAGCUCAGAGGCUGUAAUCUAUCUGAUUGAGAUGUGUAAUCUCAAUAUACUUUAUGCUGCUUAUAUUUCAGUCAUUACAAUACAAGUUCAUUUAGAGAUAAUGGGCUUUGUUGGCACUUUAAAGAAAAAAAAAUCACACCCGUCCAAUCUUCUGUGCUGUUUUCUGAGAAGAGAGUUUAUUAAUCAGUUAAUUUAGACAUUGUGGGGAGACAUCAUCCAUUGGAGUGUCUUUCUUCACAAAAGACUUUGAUUUAAGCCUUUUUGACUUUUCAGAUUUGAAACAAUGAAAGGGCAGACAUCCUUUAGAGCAACCCAAGAAAUCUCCCUUUCUGGAAAGAAUUGGUAUAGUCAGCCUUUGUCAGGAAUCCACUAUGAAACAGACCUAACACAGAGGCUUCAUCACCAUGUAAUAUGUUAUUUUCAGAGAGUUCCAAGAAUUUCCAAGUUGACCCUUUGAAAAUGUUGUAAAUUGGACUUGGUCAAACACUUCUAGUUGUGUUCUUAAAAUGAUUUUGCCAGUCUUAUCUUUUCAAGGAAAUUGCCACUUAAAGAGACAAUAAAUAAGCAUUGUCCCUUUUCUCAGAAGUGGCUUGACUAAAACAUGUCCAAAUUUUAGAGGUUAGUUAAUAGUUUAUAUGAGAACUAUCACAACUAUUAUACAGUGAUUGUUAAACUACACUACAAUAGCUCUAUAACCACAAGGCUCUAUGCUUAUGUGCAAAGGCACUAUUGCCAAUACUUUGUUCAAAAUUUUGUCAGUUGUAUUUACAAAAAAAGAUACUUUUUAAGAGCAUAUGUUAUUAAUAUUUGAUAUGAUUUCUGAAAUCAGAAUAUUGAAGAUUACCUAGUAUUGUAUUUUAGCCUAGAUUAAGAUUGAAUACUUUAAAGAGAUUUUUGAGUUGCAGAAAGAUUAUAAGUUAAAAAGACAGACAUUUAUUUUCUGAAUCUGCAGGAGAAAUAAGCUGAACACAUAGUUUUGUAGUUGCUACCUUGUUAAGCAAAUGAGUUGUUCUUAAUACUUAAAAUCUUAUGUAAUUGUGUCACCCUGAACCAGUGCAUUAUACCUUUUACAUUAAAUUAAAUGUUAUAAGGUGGCUUUCCUGGUCUUUCUAAACAUAAAUGUUAUGAAUCUGUUAUAAUAAACAUGAAAAAAUGGCUUACUUAAAGAUCUUA